AUGUCAGGACCCAGGCCUGUUGUCAUAAGUGGCCCCUCAGGGGCAGGAAAGAGCACUCUGCUGAAGAAGCUGCUGAAGGACUACAAGGGAGUUUUCGGCUUCAGCAUAUCACAUACAACAAGGGACCCACGUCCAGGAGAGGUAGAUGGCAAAGAUUACCACUUUACAAACAGGGAGGCUAUGCAGGAGGAUAUUGACAAGGGGGAAUUCAUUGAAACUGAUGAGUUUUCGGGCAACCUGUACGGAACAAGUAAGAGUGCUGUACAGGACGUGAGGGCCAAGGGCCUCAUUUGUAUCUUGGACGUGGAUAUCGCAGGAGUGAGGCACAUCAAGGAGACUAACCUGGACCCAAUCUACAUCUCUAUCCAGCCCCCCUCUAUUGAGGUCCUGGAAGAACGUCUGAGGGGUAGAGCGACGGAGACAGAGGAGAAAAUACAGAGCCGCCUGGAAGAAGCCCGGACUGACAUGGAGGAGUGCAACGAGCCUGGAUUGUUUGACAUUGUCAUUGUCAACGAUGACUUGGAUGAGGCCUAUGAGAAGUUGCAAAGUGUUCUUAAGGAGGAAAUAACAAAAGUUCAGGAGGUCAUCAAGUCAUAA
Messenger RNA from Salvelinus namaycush (lake trout), 597 nucleotides. RefSeq names its product guanylate kinase-like. The coding region runs from base 1 to 597 and encodes 198 amino acids. Gene Ontology annotation, cellular component: cytosol. Lineage: Eukaryota; Metazoa; Chordata; Actinopteri; Salmoniformes; Salmonidae. Gene Ontology annotation, biological process: purine nucleotide metabolic process. Gene Ontology annotation, molecular function: GMP kinase activity. The record is from RefSeq and is a predicted model, not a curated record. The transcript has 7 exons.